Caenorhabditis angaria is the source of this 2299-nucleotide messenger RNA. The record is from the annotation of a GenBank genome assembly. Lineage: Eukaryota; Metazoa; Nematoda; Chromadorea; Rhabditida; Rhabditidae.
AUGCUAUUUUCCAGACUGUCUUCUAUUCCGAUCCGAUCCGAUAUGCUGAAAAGCAUUGCGGUUAUCGGAUCAUUUCUUUGGAUCACAACAAUAUGGUUUGUUUAUUCUCAACUAGCUUCAAGCAAUUCAACUCCGCAAGGCAGUGAGCAAACUAUGAGAAAUUGGAGAUUGACACUGGAUAGUUUAACCGAGUUACAAAAUCAGAAUCGAGAAUUGAAGAAAAUGUUGGAGACGGAGAGAUUGGAGAGAAAAGCGCAACAUGAGAAAAUGUGAGUUUAGGAAAAAUUUACAAAUUCUUUGGUGUAAAAAAAUUUAAUGAUGGAAAAUUCGUAAAAAAAUUAUAAGCUAUAUUUAGACUUCCUAAUUUGUUAAGCGUCAAGAUUUGUGGUUUUAUCAAGCCACAAAUAUGUUUUUGUGCUGUAAAAAAGCAAAAAAAAACAGCCAAAAAACUGCGAGAAACAUUUGAAAUUCACAGGGACUAUAGAUAUAUGUUUUUCUACGCGCAAAACCUAGUCCCCUCCAUUUUCCUUUUUUUCAAUAAUAUUUGUGCAGCGGACGUUUUUGACUUUAAAAUCAAAAUAUAAACCCCAAUUAGAAACUGUUAAUCGUAAUUUAAUUAUAUCUUCAGCUUGGCUGCCAAAUCCGACGUUCCGUUGAACAUCGAACCUCCGAAACAACCCGAACAACCUCACGUCAUUGAAAAAAUUAAAAUCGUCGAAAAACUUGUGCCACAAAAUGGAAACAGUUAUGAGAUCGAAACUUCUAGGCGUCUUCUCGAUGAUCGAAUUAGAGAACUUUUUUAUCUGAUUCAUCGUCAGACAUUAUCGGAAGGUGUUAAAUUGAAACUCGAAUCUCAAAUGAUAUCAUUAAUGGGAUUAUCAUCGAAGCUCGAAAACGCGGAUAAUAGCGAGAAAUCUCGAGCGACAGAAAGAAAACAAAUCGCUGAUAGAAUUCUGAGCGAUAUAAAACGAAAUCAGAAUCCAAAAUCAUGUAAAGAUUCAAAUGUUCUCAUUUGCAAUCUCGAUAAAGAAUGUGGUUUUGGCUGUCAAUUACACCAUGUCACAUAUUGUGCAAUAACAGCAUUUGCAACUCAAAGAUUAUUAGUUUUGAAAAAAGAUGGAAUGAAUUGGAAAUAUUCGAGAGAUGGAUGGAAUAGUGUAUUUCUUCCAUUAUCAGAUACUUGUAAAUAUGCGGAAGCUGUUCGAGAUGAAACACCAGCAGCAUUUAGUGCAACUUCGACAGAUCGUGUUGUGUCAUUAGGAAUUGUUGAUGCUUUACCUACAAGGCCAGCUUUUCUACCACAAGCCGUUCCAACAAAUUUGCUUCGUAAUAUUUCAAUGGUUCAUUCACACCCACCUGCAUUUUUCAUCGGAACAGUGAGUUGAAAAAACAACAACAUUUCGCUGUCUACAAAUUUCUCAUUUUUCAGGUUGUUGCAUUUUUGAUGCGAUUCAAUUCUGAAACCAUUGACAAAUUAGAAAAAGCCGCACAACAAGUUGAAUUCUCUAAAGGACCAAUUGUUGGCCUCCAAAUCAGAAGAACUGAUAAAGUUGGAACUGAAGCCGCAUUUCAUGGAUUGGAUGAAUAUAUGGAAUGGACUGAAAUAUGGUUUAAAUCUCAGGAAAAAAUGGAAAACAAAGUAAUUGAUCGACGAAUUUUCAUUGCAUCUGAUGAUCCGACAGUUGUACCUGAAGCCAAACAAAAAUAUCCAAACUAUCAAGUUUAUGGAAGCACUGAAAUUGCUGAAACUGCACAAUUGAGUAAUCGAUAUACAGAUGCUUCAUUAUUAGGAGUGAUUACGGAUAUUUAUUUGUUGAGCAAAGUUGAUUUUUUGGUUUGCACAUUUUCGAGUCAAGUUUGUCGAAUGGGAUAUGAAUUGAGACAAGCGAGUGGAUUGGAUGAUGGAACUAAAUUUCAUUCAUUGGAUGAUAUUUAUUAUUUUGGUGGACAACAAGGUAAGCAUUUCGAGAAGGGAGUUUUUUUUUAACUCUUUGAUUUUUUCCCUAUUAAUUUUAAAAUCCACGUGGAAUAUUUCGCGCAAAAAUUUCCUCGUUCAAAUUUCUAAAGUUUUUUGAAUAAUUUCCAUUUUGCAGCUCAUGAAAUGGUUGCAAUCGAAUCCCAUAAAUCUGCUUCUCCGCUUGAAAUCGAUCUUGAAAUUGGCGAUAAAAUUGGAAUUGCUGGAAAUCAUUGGGAUGGUUAUUCGAAAGGAACAAAUCGUCGAACUAAUAAAAUGGGCACUUUUCCAUCAUACAAAGUUGUCAACGAUUGGCGAACUUAUGAUUUCAAAUUGUUUGUUUAG